AUGGCCUCCUACAAUCUCAGAAGUGGUUUUCGAAAAUCCGUUUCCAUGAUGGAUUUGGAUAAAAAUCGAGAGCAUGGCGACACGGUUCAGGUUGAUCAACAAGUGAUUACCAGUGAUACUUUUGAAGAGCCUUCUACAUCUAAUAUGAACACCAUGUUUCAAUUAUUGAUGGAACAAAAUCGUUUAUUAAUGCAACAACUCGCUGUUUUUAAUACUACGAGUAACCAAGGUAAUCAAUUUUAUGUUAUGCCAGAUCUUAACAAAAGUAUAAAACCAUUUACGGGCCACGAGUCUAGAUCAGAAGCCAAAGAUUGGCUAAAUACAUUUAAUGGUAUAGCUGAUAUUAACAAGUGGUCUUUAAAGAUUGAGUCUGUUCGAGCAAAUUUGAAUGGACCAGCUCAACAGUGGUUUAAGAGUCGUACUUUUUCUUCAUGGAAAAUAUUUGAAAAACAAUUUACAAAGUCAUUUAUUGGUGAUCAAAAUACUACUGAAUUGUGGCAAAAUUUAGUCUCUAGAGUACAAUUAAAAGGCGAACCUACUGUUGAUUAUUUUUAUGAGAAGGUACGUUUAUGUAGUGAAUUAAAUUUAUCAUUUGAUCAAGUUAAAACACAAUUAUUAGAAGGUUUUUAUUCACGUGACAUGGUCACAUACUUGUUGUCAAAACAUCAUAAAGAUACUGAUGAAAUUUUUAAUGACAUACAAACUUAUGAAAAUCUUAAUAAAGUACGUACUAAGCGGAUAGUUUUAGGUAAUAGUUUAUUUAAGUAUUCACAAAGCAAUUCAACUGUAAUACAAAAAAAGAUUGAAGACAAGAAGAAAGAUCAAAUAACAAUUAAUGUGAAACGCUGUUUUAAUUGUUAUAGUACUUCUCACACUAUUCGAAACUGUAAUAAACCAAAAAGAGCACCAGGUUCCUGUUUUAAGUGUGGCUCAAUGGAGCAUCGACAAAAAGAUUGCAAUGACAGUCUGAAAACAAAAGAAGAGGAAACUGAUGAGCAAUCCACAAUGAUGAUAGAAAUCAGUGAGUUAUGUUAUCCACCAUAUACACUGAGUAUUAAUAUUGAGUGUCAAAUGCAACAUUGGACAUUGGAUGCAGUCAUCGACUCAGGUAGAAAUUUUAUUUGUGAUAAAUCUAUUAAGUUAUCAUUUGAAGAAAGUUUACUUAUAGAAAAAGUUAGUAAUGAUGAUUUUAUUUUUGAUGAUAUUAUGUUAAUUGAUAUUGAUAAGACUGAGACUAUUAAAUUAGAUAUUAAUGAAAAUUUAAGUGUUGAUGUUCAGGAUGAGGUGAACAUAAUUUUUAAAAAUUAUUAUUUAAAUGAUGUUGUUAACCCUAAAAAACUAGAGGCUCCUUUUGAACUUGAAGUUAAGUUAACUAAAGAUCAUGUACCUUUUUAUUUUAGACCUAGGCGUAUGUCAUUUAGUGAAAAAGAGAAACUUAAAACUAUUAUUAAUGAAUUAUUAGCUGAGAAAAUUAUUAGACCUAGUAAUUCACCUUAUUGCUCACCUAUUGUUUUAAUAAAAAAGAAAACAAAUGAUCUUAGACUUUGUGUAGACUUUAGAGAAUUAAAUAAAAUCACUAUUAAGGACAGAUUUCCCCUGCCAAUUAUUGAUGACACACUUGAUAUGCUUAAAGAUAAAGUGUAUUUUACCCGUUUAGAUUUAAAAAAUGCUUUCUAUCAUGUUAAAGUUAAAGAAGAGUCAAUUAAAUAUUUAUCUUUUAUAACACCUAUGGGUCAAUUUGAAUAUACUAGAAUGCCAUUUGGUUUUUGUAAUAGCCCUUCUAUUUUUAUGAGAUGA
Daktulosphaira vitifoliae (grape phylloxera) is the source of this 1797-nucleotide messenger RNA. RefSeq lists its product as uncharacterized. The record is from RefSeq and is a predicted model, not a curated record. Gene Ontology annotation, molecular function: zinc ion binding; nucleic acid binding. The transcript has 3 exons. NCBI's taxonomy places the organism in Eukaryota, Metazoa, Arthropoda, Insecta, Hemiptera, Phylloxeridae. Bases 1 to 1797 code for a protein of 598 amino acids.